This is a messenger RNA of Tricharina praecox, 1594 nucleotides long. RefSeq lists its product as uncharacterized. Gene Ontology annotation, molecular function: DNA-binding transcription factor activity, RNA polymerase II-specific; RNA polymerase II cis-regulatory region sequence-specific DNA binding. The transcript has 4 exons. The coding region runs from base 29 to 1594 and encodes 521 amino acids. NCBI's taxonomy places the organism in Eukaryota, Fungi, Ascomycota, Pezizomycetes, Pezizales, Pyronemataceae. Gene Ontology annotation, cellular component: nucleus. Gene Ontology annotation, biological process: regulation of transcription by RNA polymerase II. The record is from RefSeq and is a predicted model, not a curated record.
CUGCGACCGCAACGGGGACGGUGGUGGAAUGGUGGAAUGGAAAUCCGACGUGAAUCAGUUCGAUCUGUUUAACCCCCCAAGGUCGGCCAUGUUCUUGAAGGAUGAUGAUUUGAUGGGCGGCGAGGGAUAUAUGUUGACGGAUCAUCAUUAUAUGGAUUCAAGAGACAACGGUGAUCACGUUUGUGAUGCAUGGGAAAGAAUUGAUCAUACUUUGCCAUCACCCACACCCUCUGAAGAUGUUCUGGAAUCCCUCUCGGGCUCAAUCAACACAGCUGUCGCUGCCGGCAAAGACAAACAAGGGCCCAAACCGAAAGCCGUCCGAGCACCACGCAAAAGGAAGGCUCCAGGCGAGAAGGCAGACAGACUAAAGUUGCCAAAGCUCACCAAGCCGUUGAGUGAGCUAACAAGAGACUACCACCACCUUCCCGUACGGAAUAUGGAGAGCUGGGUCACUCGGUCGGCCGAAACACGCUGGCAGGAGGUCGAGAAGCGAGGAGGAUACGUCACUCGGCCCAUGAACUCGUUUAUGCUGUACCGUUCCGCCUACGCCGAACGCACAAAGUUGUGGUGCUUGCAGAACAACCACCAAGUGGUCUCCUCCGUCAGUGGCGAGAGUUGGCCGCUGGAACCGCCAGCGGUACGGGAGAAAUACAACGAAAUGGCGAAACUGGAACGGUUCAACCAUCAAGCCGCACAUCCCGGUUACAAAUUUUCUCCCAGCAAAGCACAAAACAACUCCCGCAAACGCAAGUGUUCCAAAGCCGCUGCUGAAGAGAAGGCGGCCGGGGCUGAAGGCGAUAUCACCGAUCUCGACGACCUAGACCUAGGCCUAGAUCUCGCCCUCGUCGGUUCGGCCUCCAGCUCCUCUGCUAAGAAACCCCCUGCGAGCAGAAAACGCCCUCAGAAAUCAACAGGAGCAGGAGCAGGAGUGGGAACAGGAGUAGGAGCAGGAGUAGGAGCAGGAGCAGCGGGGAACAACUCAUUGGUAUACCUCAAUUUCCCCUACGACCUCGAAGCGGGAGGUGCCCACCGCUCGUCUUUCAACCACACAAACCCUGGGAAGACCCCACCGGCGUGUAUGGGUACACAGGACAUGGCGGGACAAUACUACCAAACCACGGUCCGAGCCUCGUCGUCUGCCGUCCCGAUCUCAAACCUUGAUGGUAGUGCGGUAAUAGAAGACGUAACCAUCCGCAGAGCGCAAGCACCGGGUUCAGGCUCACACUACAUUCCGCAGCAGCCACGAACGCACGUCAAGACGGAGGCCUUCGACGACGGCGAUGAUAACUCCAACGUCGACCCGCUGCUCCUGGGCGACCAGUACCAGCUCCUGCCGAGCCACUACAUGCACGACCCUAACGGCGGCGGAGACGGAGACGGCAGUAGAGCAGUCGACUUCGAACCGCUCUUUGCCAGCCAGAUCUUGGAGAGCGCUGGCACGGAGGGGCCGUUCGAUGCCGAGUUUGUGCGAGAACUGCCGGGAUACUGCGACGACAUGGAGGGAUUUCUGGAUGAUGUCGAGCCCUGGGCGGUCGAGGGCGCGGAUGGCGCUGAGCUCUGCUACGAUGAGUGGCUAGAAGGCAGCGGUGUUUGA